Fragaria vesca subsp. vesca is the source of this 1238-nucleotide messenger RNA. Its product is annotated as MADS-box transcription factor 56-like. The record is from RefSeq and is a predicted model, not a curated record. The transcript is spliced from 11 exons. Gene Ontology annotation, biological process: positive regulation of transcription by RNA polymerase II. Gene Ontology annotation, cellular component: nucleus. NCBI's taxonomy places the organism in Eukaryota, Viridiplantae, Streptophyta, Magnoliopsida, Rosales, Rosaceae. Gene Ontology annotation, molecular function: protein dimerization activity; RNA polymerase II cis-regulatory region sequence-specific DNA binding; DNA-binding transcription factor activity, RNA polymerase II-specific.
AUGGGUCGUGUUAAGCUGGAGAUUAAGAGAAUAGAGAACAACACCAAUCGGCAAGUUACAUUCUCAAAGCGCAGAAAUGGACUCAUUAAAAAAGCCUACGAGCUUUCCAUCCUUUGUGACAUUGACAUUGCACUUAUCAUGUUCUCUCCUUCUGGUCGUCUUAGCCACUUCUCCGGCAAACGAAGGAUUGAAGAUGUGUUUACUCGUUACAUCAAUCUCCCAGACCAAGAAAGAGAGCAUGCUAUAAUUUUCCCUGAUCACAACAGACUUCCAAAAUUCUAAAUGAUCAAAAACGUAUAUAUACGAUGUUGUUUGUUUUUCUUGCAGUACUUGCUCAGGACCCUUCAACAACUUCGUAGUGAGAAUGAUAUUGCUCUUCAACUAGCCAAUCCUACUGCAGUGAGCUCUGAAAUUGAGGAAAUUCAACAGGAAAUCGGUGGGCUACAACAACAGCUUCAAAUGGCGGAAGAGCAAAUAAGGAUAUAUGAGCCUGACCCACUAAAAAUCACAUCUAUGGCAGAGCUUGAAUCAUCUGAGCAAAGACUUGAAAACACCUUGUCGCGUGUUAUGCAGAGAAAGGAAUAUUUGUUGAGUAACCAGCUAUCCUCUUUUGAUUCAUCUGGAAUACAGCAAGUGUUGCCAGGUUCGUUUGAGAAUGAGGUGGCAGGUUGGUUGGCUAACGGAGGCCACAACCACUCCCAAAUAUACGAUGCUUCUGCUCCUUUGGAUCACCAACUUAGGAACUUGUCGUCGUCACUGUAUGAUCCGUUUUCACAAGGAACGAGUUCAAAUGGUGGCGCAGAUCCGAGUAGCAUGGGAGAGUGUCAUGUGAGUGUUACAAACGGCAGUGAUGGAGAGCUUCCGACUUGGCCACAGCCUUACACAUCUUCCGGACAUCAUUCCAAUCUUAUGCAACCAUCACUGAUGCCUCAAUAUCAGGCAAUGGUAAGCUCAAACAUGCCAGAAAUUAUACCACACGAGCAGGUGGAUAUUCCAGUUAGCAGCUCCAACGUACAAGCUUACAACGAUGGUGCAGACAAUUACCAUGACCAAAACAACAAAGUGCCUCAGCUUAAUGGGCAUUAAUCAUCAUUCUACACUAUAUAGUAAUUCAAGUGCUGAUGAGGUUCAGUUGAUCAUUGUUCAUCGAUGCUCGUUCCCUCGGCCUUGAUUUUAAUUAAUUAGCAGCUGUUGUAAUUUGUAGCAGUACUACUGUAACUAGGAGAAUCAAUUUAGCA